This is a messenger RNA of Pteropus alecto (black flying fox), 1772 nucleotides long. RefSeq names its product carbohydrate sulfotransferase 4 (gene CHST4). Bases 1 to 1212 code for a protein of 403 amino acids. Gene Ontology annotation, biological process: protein sulfation; N-acetylglucosamine metabolic process; carbohydrate metabolic process. Lineage: Eukaryota; Metazoa; Chordata; Mammalia; Chiroptera; Pteropodidae. Gene Ontology annotation, molecular function: N-acetylglucosamine 6-O-sulfotransferase activity. The transcript has a single exon. The record is from RefSeq and is a predicted model, not a curated record. Gene Ontology annotation, cellular component: Golgi membrane.
AUGCGGCUCCCCAAAAUGAAGCUGCUGUUGUUCCUGGUUUCCCAGAUGGCCAUCUUAGCGCUUCUCAUCUAUCUGUACAACCACAACCCUAACUCCCUGCCUAAGAGGAAGGAGCUCAAGCCCAUGCACUUGCUGGUCCUGUCUUCAUGGCGCUCUGGCUCUUCUUUUGUGGGGCAGCUUUUUGGACAGCACCCAGAUGUCUUCUACCUGAUGGAGCCUGCCUGGCAUAUCUGGAUGAGCUUCACACAAAGCACCCCCUGGAGGCUGCAUAUGGCAGUGAGGGAUCUGAUACGUGCCAUCUUUUUGUGUGACAUGAGCGUCUUUGACGCCUAUAUGAAACCCGGCCCGCGAAAACAGUCUAGCCUCUUCCAGUGGGACAGCAGCCGGGCCCUGUGCUCCCCGCCUGCCUGCAACAUCUUACCACGGGAUAUGAUUAUAUCCCAAGCUCAUUGCAAGCUCCUGUGCAACAAACAGCCCUUCGAGGGGGUGGAGAAGGCCUGCCGCAGCUAUCGCCACGUGGUGCUCAAGGAGGUGCGCUUCUUCAAUCUGCAGGUGCUCUACCCGCUGCUGAGGGACCCUUCCCUCAAUCUGCACAUCGUGCACCUGGUCCGCGACCCCCGGGCAGUGUUCCGUUCCCGAGAACACACCACGCAGGAACUCAAGACUGACAGCCAAAUUGUGAUGGGGCAGGAGUGGCAGAAACUCAAGAAGGAGGACCAACCCUACUACGCGAUGCAGGUCAUCUGCCAAAGCCAGCUGGAGAUCUACAAGGCUGCGCAGUCCUUGCCCGAGGUCCUGAAGCAGCGCUACCUGCUCAUGCGCUAUGAGGACCUGGUCCGCGACCCCCUGGCCCAGACUGCCCGGAUGUACGAAUACGCAGGGUUGAAAUUCUUGCCCUGGCUCCAGACCUGGGUGCUGAACAUCACCCGAGGCAAGGGCAUGGGUAGUCACGCCUUCCACACGAAUUCCAGGAACGCCCUCAACGUCUCCCAGGCCUGGCGCUGGUCCUUGCCUUAUGGAAAGGUGUCUCAACUUCAAAAAGUAUGUCGCGAUACCAUGAAUUUGCUAGGCUACAACCUCGUGGGAUCUGAGCAAGAGCAGAGAAACCUAACGCUGGAUCUUCUGGCUGCCUGGACCCCUUGGGGCAAUUCUACCAAACAGGCCGAGGAGGCUCUAUCCCCACCUGGCACCAGCUUCACCCACAGUAACUGAAGGCUGCUUCUGAGUCUUAAUUAUGUUGGUACACGAGAGCACGGGUUGUGCCCACACAUGCGCAAACCGAUAAAUUUUUGUGUCUUUAUUCAUCUAGAAAAAAAGUAACCUUAUGCGAGCGGCACAUUCCACCACCUUGCUAUCUGUGUAGACCUCAGAGACUCCAUGGCCUGCGGUCCUAUUUGGCACCGCACAGUAUCAGUGGACUAAAUCUAUUAUUAACUUCUUUGUCCACAUCUCGCCCAGUGGGAGAAGGUAAGGACAGAAAAAAACAAAACAAAACAAAAAAACAGAAAAAUGGGUCUUCCAGUGGAGAGCCAGUACAUUCCACAGGGGUGUGAACUCUGAGCCCUCAGAGCUCUUGGUGGAUUUGAAAAGAGGAUGGGGAACAGGGCUGGAUGCUUACCGAGAAGCCUGGCCAUUAUGGCUAGUGGUUAUCACAAAUACGAAACAAAAUCUCUGCACAAUAGAGCAAGCUCUUAAGUUCAUCGUGCCUGGACCGGAUUUGGAUGUCAUUUCCCCUCAGUGUUUUCCUCACACAUAGAAGAUUUUGACCUGUG